CCGACUCCCUGCUCCUCUUCUCGAGAGCGUGAACUCAGCUGCUGCAAACAAAGUUACACCUUGUACUUUUAAGGAGACCGUGGCUGACCGGCAUGCAAACAAGUGUGACGACAGGGCCAGAGUCCAACAAAAAAGCAUCUUUGCUAACCGUUUUGAUGAUCUGUGGAGCAUCACCCCGGAGAUUUAUCCGCUGAACCAGCACAAGUCAUGUACCAAGUGGUACCAGGAGGAGCGGGGGGCACAAUUACAGAUGUUAUCCCCAAGCAGAAACAUACCAAGGACUCUCGGCCCUUAGUCGGAGCUGGAGUGAUCGGCCUGGUGCUGGUGAUUGCAGCUGUAACUGCCUGGUGUUACUACAUAGCCUCUCUACGUAAAGCUGAGCUGCUGAAGACUCAGCUACUGGAUCUGAAUAAAGAUGGCUACAUUAUUCGCAACCAGGGAGGGUCUAUUGUUUUUAGGAUGGAUUUCAGAUCUGGGACCCUUGAUUUGGACUCCUGCUCGAAAGAAGGGGAAAUUCUGAGUUGUGGACGCACAACUGACAGAAAACUUAACUUCUUCAUUGAGACGGUGCAACCCAAGGACACUGUGCAGUGCUACCGUGUUCGUUGGGAGGAACUGGUUCCUGAUAUUCCUGUUGAGCAUGCCAUGACCUACAAGUUUGCACAUUGGUACGGAGGUGCAGUGUCAGCAAUUCAGCACUGGCCUAUUUCCAUUUCUGGCCAACAGGCUCCGAAACCUUUUGUUACAAGUGACAUUUACUCAAACCGCGAUGAAUUUGGUGGAAUUCUGGAGAGUUACUGGCUUUCGUCCAAUGCCACUGCCAUCAAGAUUAAUAAUUCUGUGCCCUUUCACCUUGGAUGGAACGACACAGAAAAGACCAUGUAUUUUCAGGCACGCUACAAUGAUAGUCCCUUCAAGCCAAACCCAGGCGAGGCGCCAUGUGCUGAGCUUAGUUACAGAGUUUGUGUGGGCUUGGACGUGACAUCCAUCCACAAGUACAUGGUCCGCAGAUAUUUCACCAAACCCAACAAAGUACCUGCCAAAGUCAUGUUUCGCCAUCCCAUUUGGUCGACCUGGGCAAAACAUAAAACUGAUGUUGACCAAGAGAAACUCUUGUCAUAUGCUGCCAGCAUCCGAAAGCAUAACUUUAACUGUAGCCACCUGGAACUGGAUGACCGCUACACCAGCCGCUACGGAGAUUUUGAGUUUGACCCAGUUAAGUUCCCUAACGCCUCGGACAUGUUCCGAAAGCUGAAAUCAGAUGGCUUUCUGGUCUCCCUCUGGAUUCACCCCUUUGUCAAUUAUGACUCUGCGAACUUCCAUACGUGUGUAGAGAGGGGCUAUUUUGUCCGAGAGCCUACAGGCCGGCUGCCAGCAUUGGUCCAAUGGUGGAAUGGCAUUGGUGGCAUUUUGGACUUCACAAAUCCAGAAGCCCGGGACUGGUUUGCCCUCCAGCUACGAACACUUCGUUCAAAGUACGGGGUAGCCUCUUUUAAAUUUGACGCAGGGGAAACAAACUAUUUACCAUGGAAAUUUAGCACCUGGGCUCCCAUUCGUGAUCCAAGUUUUUUCACAAGGCACUACACUGAAAUGGCUAUUCCCUACAAUGAUAGAGCUGAACUGCGCAGCGGUUACCAAUCCCAGAACAUAUCCUGUUUUUUCAGACCAAUUGACAGAGAUUCUGUGUGGGGAUAUGAGUUGGGUCUCAAAUCCCUUAUUCCCACCGUGCUGACAAUCAGCAUUCUGGGCUAUCAGUUCAUUCUGCCAGACAUGAUUGGAGGGAAUGCUUAUCUAAACUGCACAGGAAAAGAUUGCACAUUACCCGAUCGAGAACUUUAUAUCCGCUGGUUAGAGCUGGCGGCCUUCAUGCCCUCCAUGCAGUUUUCAAUCCCGCCAUGGGAAUAUGACAAUGAGGUGGUUGAAAUUGCUCGGAAAUACACAGCCCUCCAUGAAAGUAUUGUAGCACCACGGGUCCUUGAGCUGGCAGGCGAGGUGAUAGACACCGGGGACCCAAUCAUACGUCCCUUGUGGUGGAUUGCCACAGGUGACGAAACGGCCUAUAAAAUUGACUCCCAGUUUCUGAUUGGGGAUGACCUCAUGGUAGCUCCAGUUUUAGAGCCCAGAAAACAAGAGCGUGACAUCUACCUCCCUGCUGGCCAUUGGAGAAGCUACAAAGGGGAAAGGUUUGAGAUCAAAGAGCCUCUGCACCUUACAGACUAUCCUGUAGACCUGGAUGAAAUUGCCUAUUUUGUUUGGGGGCUGCGAGAAGGACAUUAGACUUGGUUAUCUUGUGCUCCAGUUUGCCAAUGAGACAAGCUUCACAUUUUCAUCUGUUACAGAUGACAUGGCAGAUAGUGGGUGUGAAAGGGUUUAUUUAUAGAAAAGGUGUUCUGCAACAAAAUCUAGACAUUUUUAAGGAAUUAAAUUAUAACACUUCUUUACUCCACAAAAGUAACAUUUGCGUCAUGCAGCUCCUGAAAUUACCUUCUUCAUUUUUCAAUUAAUUUAACAUUUUUCAGUUGAACUAAGUGCAGUAAAUUGUCAUUUGAACUAGGGCCGUGUGACUUUUAGUGAUCGGUCAUAGUAAGUUAAAUGGUAUAUGCAGGAGUAACGUGCAGAGGAGAGGGCUGACAAGAGUUGUGCCGCAGUAUUUGUGUAAACAUUUGCAGCAUCAGUCACCACUGGUCAUUAUAAGCCAACAGUGUAUUACCAGAGCCAGAAAGGCUGUGCUACCAAAAUCCCAGUUUGUGAUGAAAUCAUAAUGAUAUUUCUUAAACCGUGUCAAAUUAGUGUUUGGUGCCUGGUAAAAAGGGAAUCCGCUCACAGUGAAAUGCGUGCCAUAAAGCUGUUAUAUUCCUCACUCAUACAGCACUUUAAACGUUAGCUUAAGCCAAACAAAUAAAGGUAUGUCAUUACUGUAUUGCUGUAAGUGAGAUGGUCGUCUAUGGUAACCAACAUUAUCCUACUUUCCUGUAACACUCAAAUGCACUAUACUCUGCUGUUUGUGAUGCUUUGCAUUUGCUCUAUUUGUGUAUCUUGAUAUUGUAUAACUGAUUUUAGCCAAGACGAAGAUUCUUUUUACCAUCUUCUAAGUAUUUAAUACUCUUCCUCAGGUUACUGUUUUCUCAGGCUGUGGUGCGCUUUGAAGCAUCUGGUAAUUAUUAUUAAUGCUCACUCUGAGUUCAGCUAAACAGCAAGUGUUACUGUUAUUUUUUUUUUUAAAUACAUGGAUGCCACAUUAAAAGAAUUAAGCUUCUCCAUAACAUUUUGCAAUGUUUGAAAUGUAUAAUGCAAAAUGUUAUGUAGAAUGCAAAAUGUUCAAUCUAAUCUUUAAGCUUUCUAAUUAAUCUUUGAAAUGUAUUACAAUGAAAUGAGUGAUAACGUUAUUUAUAUAUUUUACAGAUUAAUGAAAUCAGCACAUUACAUGGUACUAUGUUGUUUUGCCAUUUUGCAUUUUCUGAAUACCUCAUUGAUGCCUUUAAGUGCCAUUUGUUAAUAACUUCUCCGACAGUUCUUUUUCAAAUUUUCUAUGCAUUUCAUUGUCUGUGGAGAUUGUUACCUAACAAGCUAACUUUAUUUGCUGAUUUGAUUUAUUAUUCACUAGUUUUGGUGGAUUCAUUCUUGAUAAAGUGUAUCACAGGUUCCAGAGGGCAUGGUGCCCCAUGUUCUUCAAAAAUAAAGUUGUUCCUGAAUUUGACAUGCGUAGUUGCGAACUACAUCAGUUCUGGACUGAAGAUUUAAGACUUGUAUUUUCCACUGCCUGAGAUCUCUUUUGUCUCAGAAGCCAGU
Messenger RNA from Cololabis saira (Pacific saury), 3789 nucleotides. It is a transcript of the gene myorg, whose product is annotated as myogenesis regulating glycosidase (putative). Gene Ontology annotation, molecular function: hydrolase activity, hydrolyzing O-glycosyl compounds. The transcript is spliced from 3 exons. Lineage: Eukaryota; Metazoa; Chordata; Actinopteri; Beloniformes; Belonidae. The record is from RefSeq and is a predicted model, not a curated record. Bases 208 to 2277 code for a protein of 689 amino acids. Gene Ontology annotation, biological process: carbohydrate metabolic process; skeletal muscle fiber development.